Molecule: messenger RNA, 1073 nt
Organism: Ananas comosus (pineapple)
Lineage: Eukaryota; Viridiplantae; Streptophyta; Magnoliopsida; Poales; Bromeliaceae
Product: probable prolyl 4-hydroxylase 7
Exons: 3
Coding region: 319-858 (179 amino acids)
Biological process (GO): peptidyl-proline hydroxylation to 4-hydroxy-L-proline
Cellular component (GO): endoplasmic reticulum
Molecular function (GO): L-ascorbic acid binding; iron ion binding; procollagen-proline 4-dioxygenase activity
Source: RefSeq, a predicted model, not a curated record
UGAAUGCACCUUUUACCUUAUCAUUUGAUUUCGAAGGAUACAUAUGAUUUUAAAUGAGUAGCAAGGUUCUAAUGUGUGUUGUAGGCUUAAUUCUCUUAGUUGUUUAAUCAUCUUGGUUGCAUUUCUCAAAUAUCUGUAUUUAGGAUCAAAAAACAGUCAAACUAGAUUUUAAUUUCUAAGCUAGUUUAUUUAAUUUUUUACUUCAACUCACCCUGCUAAUUUUUUUUAUUUUCUCUUGUUUGUAAGGAUGAUAUUAUCUCAGAGAUUGAGGAAAGAAUAUCAUUAUGGACCUUUCUUCCUAGAGAAAAUGGAGAAGACAUGCAAAUUUUGCACUAUGGAGUUAAUGAAAGCUACGAACCACAUUUCGACUACUAUCGGGAUAAUUCCGAGGUAGUGUCUGGUGAGAAUAGAAUUGCAACAAUUUUACUAUAUCUCUCUGAUGUUUCUCAUGGUGGUGAAACAGUCUUCCCGAACUCUGAGGUAAAAAACACUCAACAAAAGGAUGAGACACGGUCAGAAUGUGCUGUGACUGGCUAUGCAGUGAAUAUUGUGAAGGGCAAUGCCCUUCUAGUUUUCAAUUUGAAUCUUGAUGCUACGCCUGAUGAGCGUAGUCUUCACGGCAGCUGUAAGGUGCUUGAUGGAGAGAAAUGGAUCGCAACAAAAUAUAUCCACGUUGGAGCAUUCAGCGCCACAAAUGCCACAAAGUCUCUGGCGGCUUCCAGUGACGUUGAGUGCACAGAUGAGGAUGACAAUUGUCCGCGGUGGGCUGCAAUUGGGGAAUGCCAGAGGAAUCCAGUCUUCAUGGCAGGCACUCCUGACUACUAUGGAGCGUGUCGGAAGAGCUGCCACAUUUGCUAGAUCUUCCAACUUAACAUGGAAUGGUUGCUUCCAUUAAUCAUGUACACGUGAUGUCUUCUUUGAAACUAUCGUGAUUUUUUGUAGUUUAUUUGGUAUUUUAGAACGUGUCUGUUGAUCUUUUUCUUUUCUUUUUUUUUUCUUGGAUCUUCAGUCUUUUUCUGUAAAAUCAAUAACAAUGCUAGCGGAGCAGAAGAUAGUACUCAGUUUUCAGAUUA